CUGUCAUUUGCUGCAGGACCGAUGGCCCGGCUGGGGAGGCCUGAGGGGUUGGGUGGCAAGGGUGGCGUGGUGGAGCCCUGGAGCAGGGCCAGCCUUGCAGGACACUGCCGUAGGCUGAGCCUGGAGAGGCGAGUGGCUGGCCUGGCCUGCCGAGCGGCCAUCAAUUAUUGACGCCCUUUGUGUGGGACAUGAAGAAUUCAUGGGCCGGGGGCUGCCGGGGCUGGCGGGGCUGGCACACUGCCGACGGCCACCGGCGCACCCGCAGCCCUCUGCAUCGAUGCCCGGCGUGCCUGACGGCGCCCGAGUCCUGUCUAAACCAAGGGCUGCCGCGUGUGCCCGGCACCACAAGGCCAUGGACACCUUCAGCACCAAGAGUCUGGCCCUGCAGGCCCAGAAGAAGGUCCUGAGCAAGAUGGCGCCCAAGGCCGUGGUGGCCGUGCUCGUGGACGACGCCAGCAGCCAGGUGCUGGACGAGCUGUACCGGGCCACCAAGGAGUUCACGCGCAGCCGCAGGGAGGCGCAGAAGGUGGUGAAGAACCUGGUCAAGGUGGCCGUGAAGCUGGGCGUGCUGCUGCGCGCGGGGCGGCUGGGCGGCCGGGAGCUGGAGCAGCUGGGGCGCUUGCGGCAGAGGGCCCGCAGCCUGGCCAUGACGGCGCUCAGCUUCCACCAGGUGGACUUCACCUUCGACCGGCGCGUGCUGGCCGCCGGCCUGCAGGAGUGCUGCGACCUGCUGCACCAGGCCGCCGGGCCGCACCUGACCGCCAAGUCCCACGGCCGCAUCAACCACGUCUUCGGCCACGUGGCCGACUGCGACUUCCUGGCGGCCCUCUACGGCCCGGCCGAGCCCUACCGCUCCCACCUGCGCAGGAUCUGCGAGGGCCUCGGCAGGAUGCUGGACGAGGACAGCAUUUGACCCCAUGGCGCUGCCCCGCGGGGCCUCCACCUGUCCCUCCGGUGCCCUAGCAGCUCCGAGGACCCACGCUCCGUCUCCCCUGCCCGCCAGGCCCAGCUGCCUCCCCGCACAAAGCCACUGCCCACCAGGUCACCUGUUGUCCCUGUUUGUUCUGUGGCCUGGGCUGACCCCAGGCUACCCCUCCACUCCCCUCAGACCACUACGUGGAGCUCCGAAGUAGUGCGUCCCCCGUCCUGGUGGCCGGCACCCUUCACCCAGGCGGCCAUGCACGGAAGGGGUGCUCCAGGCUGAAGUCCCCCGGGUCCCCUGUGCGCCUCCCCAGGCCCCAGACUUGGGAAAGGGCGCGUUGCAGGCGGAUUCUAGCCGGAAGAGGCAGGGGGAGCAGACGGCACUGACCAGUGCUGUUUCUGCUGAGGGGAAGUGGGGACCCAGACACAGCAAGGACAUCAGGUGACCAGGAGGCAGAGCCAGGCCACACUUCAACCAAACCAGCUGUCGAGGACCACCGGCCACAGCCAGAGGCGGGACGAAGCGUCCCCCACUCGGGUGGGGCAAAACCAUCUGAGACGCGUGUCCACUGUCGGGGCUUCACUGGAAAAUCCACCAUCUUCCUUCUUGAGACCGCAGGACUGGGCGGGGCGGGGGCCAGAGCGCGUGCCCGGCAGGCAGCAGGCGCAGGGCCGUGGUUAGCACAGGAGCCCCCCACCCGCAGCUGGCUGGGUGCAGGGGUGCGGGGCGGCCCAGCCCGUGCCAGGCUCUGGCCCACAAGCCGUCUGGUGCCUCGGGAGGGACGAGUCUGGCGCUGGGGCAAAGGCCGCCCUGGGCCCUGCGAGUCCAGGAGUGGUUUGGGCUGGCCCUGCCUGGCCUGUGGGAAAUCCAGAACCUGCUGCCGCCACUGAAGCAGGAGGCGGCACCAGGGCCUAGAGCCCCACCUGGGCAACGUGCCGCCUGGGCACACUCUGCCCACCCCAGGCCAGGGCCCGGGUGCUGUCCCGAGAAGCCCUGGGCUGAGCUGGCCAGCCCGGCACGCCCAUCCCUGCUCCCCAUCCAGACCCCAUACGUGUGAAAUUCGAUUAAAACAACUCAAACAGCAUGAGCGGGACAGUGCGCCUCCUGUCUGGGACGUGCAGCCAGCGCCUCAAGCUGAGGUUGCCGUAAACGCCACGUCUGUGGCCCUGGGUGACGGGUUCCACGUCUGCUCUGCUGGUGCCACAGCUGCAGAGCACAUCUGUUCCCCCAGGCCGCGCACAGGCAGAGGGGGCCUGUGUCCUGCCGUCCACCUGCAGGAGCACGGGCGGAGCCGGAGUCCAGGAUCCAGAAGCGUCCACUCUGGAGAUGCCACAGGCUCAGGUGGACCGCGUCCAGCGGAGAGGAAGGGGCAGCCUUUCCAGGCGGUGGCCAAGGUGCCCAGGGUGCGUCCAUAGGGCUGCUUUUUAUUUGUUUUAUUUAUUUAAAUACAAAAGAACAGCCUCUC
Molecule: messenger RNA, 2387 nt
Organism: Sciurus carolinensis (gray squirrel)
Lineage: Eukaryota; Metazoa; Chordata; Mammalia; Rodentia; Sciuridae
Gene: Tnfaip8l1
Product: TNF alpha induced protein 8 like 1
Exons: 2
Coding region: 200-913 (237 amino acids)
Biological process (GO): negative regulation of TOR signaling; regulation of apoptotic process
Cellular component (GO): cytoplasm
Source: RefSeq, a predicted model, not a curated record